AUGCAAGUGGAUAGCCCAGGCCAUUGUGGACUACUUGGUGCUGGAAGUACACUUGAUGUCAACAGAAAUGUCAUUCUCCAGAAUCAAAUAAUCAAAGUAAUUUGAUGAGUUAUAAGUAAUGAUAUGCUACCUACAUAUACUAACAUGUUAACAAAAACCUAACAAAAUGUGCCAUUAUAUUUAUAGAGCACAGAAGUUAAGAAUUCAAAUGGAAUGGAAUUGGAAUCCCUUAAAAGACAACUUGCUUACCUUGAAGAGUCUAAUGUGGAAGUCAAAACGCUUGUCACAGAUAGGCAUACACAAGUAUCAGCCUACAUGGCUCAAGAAAGACCAAAUAUCAAACAUACUUAUGAUGUAUGGCAUUUAGCAAAAGGUAGAUGCUCGUAUACCGGUACAUAAAUAUUUCCAAUAGUUAGGGACACUGUCAUACGAGAGUUGCAUAUACCAGCCAUGGUAAAAAAUUUUCCUAUUAUGUCAUUUUUUAACUCACAUUGCUUUUAGGGCCCCUUUUCGUGUGGGACAUUUCUGUUCUUAUUUACAGCAGCCUUGCAAAACCUUAGUAACUGUUUCAUGUCUGCAUCUAUAGGCGAGAAGAAAAGGUUGCUGAAAAUUGCAAAAACCAAGAAAUUUCAAGCUAUAAAGCCUUGGAUUGUGGUACAGCUAUUAAAUUUAGAUACUCAUUAGUCUGGUAGUGUUUGCUAAAUUUGUGUAAGUGAUUGGCUGAAAUUAAAUUUUACUUCUUUUUGUCUAGUCUAUCAUAAAUCACAUUUAUUGGGUGACCAGUUCAAGCAAACAUGAAGAUGAAAAGGAGGAAAAGUGGUUGAGCCUUUUGAAUCAUAUUGUCAAUGUGCAUGUUCAUAAAGAUUUUGAACUUUUUAGGGUAUGCACCCAUGAAGUAUUGGAUAGAGAAUGGCUAAAACCAGGUAUGAGAGCCAUGCAUAGACAGAUUUUCAGAUUUUGCUGUGAAGGCAUGCCAAAAAUUCAGGGGGGGACUGAGCCAAAGGGAGCAUAGAGCCUGCACACAUUUCCUCUCAUUCAUAAAACUCAAAAAAUUAAAUUUUGGUUUCCAACUAGGUUCUGCAGCGUACAAGAAACUGGAAGAAAAUUUAACCCGACCCAGACUAAUAACGGCAAUUCGGAAGUUAUCAGAUUACCACCAAACAUCAUCGCUGGAAGCAAAACAUGCACUGGAUAACCAAUUUGCUACUAAAAAGAUAUACUACCCAUAUCAUUCUUUGAUGGCCAGGUUUAUAUAUUACCAAUUUGUGUGUUCUCUGUAAAUAAAUCAUGAGUGGUUAACCAUCUUUUACUUUUAGGUUAUUUUGCUCAAAUAUGCAUUUUAAUGAAAACUCACAAAGGAAACAAGCCAAGACAAAAGAGGGAGAAGACCGGUGGGUUGUCAUUUACCCAAAGGCACACAAAGGGGGAAAAUCUAUUGCAAGAAAAAUAAAAGAGGAAGCAACAUACAGUAAGUUUAACAGCAAAUACAGUAGUAUUAGUCAAUUCAUCCUACCUAUAUGCAUCUAUUUUACAUAUAAUUAUCUUCGAGUGUAUCAUGUUCUAUCAGGACGUGAUAGUACAGUACUAACAGUAGAUAUAGGUUGUUGGAGAUAAAAUACAUCUGUAAAGCCCACAGGCUAGUAAAACAAUCUAUCUUGAUUAUGCAUAUGCUUUUAUUGUUAAUUUAGAAUAUAUAGAGGCAGUCCAGCUUGAAAGUCUCAAAUUGCGAGCAAAGUACCGCACCCUAAAGAGAGCACAAAAACAUGCCAAUCAUGUACUACCUAAAGAACCAAUGUCACUUGUGGAGAAAUACCUGGGUGGUAAUCAAGCAGAAUCCAAGGCAUCUGUCGUUGCCAGGCGGGUAUAG
Messenger RNA from Paramuricea clavata, 1867 nucleotides. The record is from the annotation of a GenBank genome assembly. NCBI's taxonomy places the organism in Eukaryota, Metazoa, Cnidaria, Anthozoa, Malacalcyonacea, Plexauridae.